Molecule: messenger RNA, 541 nt
Organism: Triticum dicoccoides
Lineage: Eukaryota; Viridiplantae; Streptophyta; Magnoliopsida; Poales; Poaceae
Product: histone H4
Exons: 1
Coding region: 78-389 (103 amino acids)
Cellular component (GO): nucleosome
Molecular function (GO): protein heterodimerization activity; DNA binding; structural constituent of chromatin
Source: RefSeq, a predicted model, not a curated record
ACACAAACCACCAACCACCACCGCUACUCCAACCCCACAUUCGCUCGCCAGCAGCUCGAAGAGGAUCGUCGGCGACCAUGUCCGGGCGCGGCAAGGGAGGCAAGGGGCUCGGCAAGGGCGGCGCCAAGCGCCACAGGAAGGUGCUCCGCGACAACAUCCAGGGCAUCACCAAGCCGGCGAUCCGGCGCCUCGCUCGGAGGGGCGGCGUGAAGCGCAUCUCGGGGCUCAUCUACGAGGAGACCCGCGGCGUGCUCAAGAUCUUCCUCGAGAACGUCAUCCGCGACGCCGUCACCUACACCGAGCACGCCCGCCGCAAGACCGUCACCGCCAUGGACGUCGUCUACGCCCUCAAGCGCCAGGGCCGCACCCUCUACGGCUUCGGCGGCUAGGCGCUUCCUCGCCCCUCCCCUGCAGAUCCCAAAAGCUUGAUGAUACCGCGACUAGUGUGGUUUGCUACUUCCUCUGUAGUUCCAAGUGAAUCGUGAAACAAAGCUACUCGCAUCUGGAGUUGGAAAUCAAUAUACACCGUGUUUCUGAAUUU